Molecule: messenger RNA, 789 nt
Organism: Aspergillus vadensis CBS 113365
Lineage: Eukaryota; Fungi; Ascomycota; Eurotiomycetes; Eurotiales; Aspergillaceae
Exons: 4
Coding region: 205-633 (142 amino acids)
Source: RefSeq, a predicted model, not a curated record
AUCCAUGCCACCACCAUGUACCACUCAGUUCAUCCAAGCACUCCAGGAAAUUAUUCUGUCUAGAUGAGAUGCCUUUGAUAUUCUUCGUAUAUACUGUGCACACUCCGUGUCUACACUCCCAAUAACCAAAUACCUACCACCCGAAUGAAACAUCUGCAUCAUCUCGAAUGAGCAAUUCAACUCCAACCACCUAGUAGCUACCUAAUGGCUGACGUCCUGCGACGAAGGGGAAUAUACAAAACUACUCAUUGGAUACAUCCGCUCUCGCAGGCCCUAGGAAUAGCAUACAGACAAACGUCCCUGGAGACGCUGUCUGCAAAGGCCGGAGUAGCGUAUAGUUAUACAGUAGAUUUCGCGGGGACGUCUAUCAAGAGAAGGUAUCCCCGUGUGGUUGAGGGGAGAAUCCAAGGAACAACGCCCCACCUCUCAAGCAAAGACAAGACUGACGGCCAGAAAGUCGUCACGGUUGGAUUCCAUGCUCGAAAUGGAACAAGAUAUCUGUCCAUCCAUGCUCAUGGCGACGGCACUUGGAAGGAGUUUCUUUCGCGGGCGGGAAAGGCUGUUCUGCGUAAGGAGAGGGAUGGAUCUCAAAGGAGGGCCAUGCAGGGGAGAUUGAAUAGAUCUUCCUGCUAGUGGUUGCGUUUGCGAGGGGUUAUUGAAUUAGCGGUUGUAUUUGGCGUUGGCAUAUAUAUCUUAUUUGUUUCACUCGUCUUCUGAACUCAAGUUCAUUUAUGCUGUGUGGGCAUUUAGACUUGUUUUCAUGUGUAGGAAGGUGAAUUUACACACGAG